Pseudozyma flocculosa PF-1 is the source of this 1716-nucleotide messenger RNA. RefSeq lists its product as uncharacterized. Gene Ontology annotation, biological process: carbohydrate metabolic process. The transcript has a single exon. Gene Ontology annotation, molecular function: hydrolase activity, hydrolyzing O-glycosyl compounds. The coding region runs from base 1 to 1716 and encodes 571 amino acids. The record is from RefSeq and is a predicted model, not a curated record. NCBI's taxonomy places the organism in Eukaryota, Fungi, Basidiomycota, Ustilaginomycetes, Ustilaginales, Ustilaginaceae.
AUGGAUCCUUUUGCCGAUCGCAACGCGGCGGCAGCAAGCGCGUCGUCGCCCGCCACCCCGGCCACGCCGGGCACGCCCCUCGUCGGCGGCGGCUCAGAGGUGCGGCGCACGCCCUCGACCAGCUCCUCGGGCGGAUCCAGCAUCCUCGCCUACGCCACAUCGACCGGCAGCGCCAUCGGGGCGGGACGGAGACCGCUCACGCCCCUCGCACACCAAGACUUUGGCAUCGCACCGCACCGAGACUACUUCACCGCCGGUGCCGGCGCUGGCGAUGGCGACUACUUUGCCUCGACGCCCGGCCGCCAGUCGAGCCGUCCGGCGUCGUCGGGCGCGCCCAGCGAGUCGGGCAUCUUGAGCCCGGGCCGUAGCACCAACGCCAUGCACACGCCGCGCCGCUUCAACCUGCUCCAGUCGUACACGUCUAGCUCGGCGUCGUUCCGCUUCCGCUCGCAGCAGUGCUUUGAGCCCAUCGUCGAGAAGCGCAGGCCGGCCUUCAGGUCGAGGCGGCUCAAGCCCGAAGAAAUGGACCAGACCGACGACCUCUGGACAAAGACGCCGGCGGGCAGGAGGGCCAAGCGCAACAACUACCUCGUCCUCCUCAUUGGGAUAACGCUCGGCGUCCUCGCCGCCGCGGGCGUCAUCGUCGAGGGCUACCUGGGCGUCCAGAAGCACAACUACUGCCUCGUCCUCGAGGACAACUUCGACGGGCCCCUCGACACCAGCGUGUGGCAGUACGAGCAGGAGACGGGCGGCUUCGUCGCCGAAGAGUUCCAGUGGACCACGACGUCGGCCAACAACAGCUUCACCGACGACGGCAAGCUCUACAUCGUGCCCACCCUCACCUCGGACGCCCUCGGCGAGGGGGCCAUCGUCGACGGCUACACGCUCAACCUGACGAGCGCCGGCACGUGCACGGCGCGCAACCGGACCGACGACUACUGCGCUGUCGCUUCCAACUCGACGACGGGCGUCGUGCUGCCGCCCGUCCAGAGCGCCCGGCUGACGACCCAGGGCACGCGCUCCAUCAAGUACGGCCGCGUCGAGGUGCGCGCGCGCAUGCCCACCGGCGACUGGAUCUGGCCCUCGAUCUGGCUCGGCGCGCGCGACGAGGUGUACGGCGCCUGGCCAAAGUCGGGCGAGAUCGACAUCGCCGAGUCCAAGGGCAACGCGCCCCGCCACCGCGGCGACAAUGUGGCAAACGCCCUCACCAGCCGCCUCCAGUGGGGUCCCGACAAGGACCACAACGGCUGGUGGCGCUCGACGGGCAUCUCGAAGCUGUGGAACUACUACUACGACACGCGCUACUACACCUUUGGCGUCGAGUGGGACGAGACGUCGGUGUGGACGUGGCGCGGCAGCCGGGCGCGCAAGACGUUUGAGCGCCGUUUCGACCGCGACAUGUGGUCCUCGGGCCGCUUCCCCUCGUGGUCCAACAACGGCACCGCCAUCACCAACCCCUGGCUCGGCGCCGCCCAGCCCAACAUUGCCCCCUUUGACCAGGACUUUUACCUGGGCAUCAAGGUCGCCGUCGGCGGCACCGACGGCUACUUUAGCGACGACGACAGCGCGACGCCCAACAAGCCCUGGUCCAACUCGGCGUCCAACCCGCGCUCCGACUUCUGGAACAACCGCAACGACUGGCUGCCCACCUGGCCCAAGGACGUCAAGCAGCGCGGCCUCGCCAUCGACUAUGUCAAGAUGUGGCAGAAGUGCUAG